Suillus bovinus is the source of this 733-nucleotide messenger RNA. RefSeq lists its product as uncharacterized. NCBI's taxonomy places the organism in Eukaryota, Fungi, Basidiomycota, Agaricomycetes, Boletales, Suillaceae. The record is from RefSeq and is a predicted model, not a curated record. The transcript has a single exon. Bases 26 to 733 code for a protein of 235 amino acids. Gene Ontology annotation, molecular function: protein binding.
AUCUCCAGCUCUAUCAGACACAAACAUGCCUGUGGAGCUGCCAGUGGCAUUCAAACUAGCGUUGGAACUUGCAUUUUCAAUGCUCUCAUUUGUUCUCCGCAAUCCGAUGCGAAAAGCCACACAUUUUUCUCGCUCAACUCUCAAUCCUUAUCUCACAGUUCUACUCACCUUCUUGGCUACCAUCACAAAACAUGCAGAGACACUUUCUAUAAUGGAACGUUCGAUACCUUGGCAUGAUCUUGCCCGCUUUUUUGCCACCAUUCCCCACGAUAUCUUUGCUGCGCAGGGAUUGGAUAUCCCAGCUACUGGCAGUGAGUGGUGGGCGAUGCUGACAAGUGGUUAUGCCCCGCCUCUCUCCGAGGACUGGUGCCUUCGUGGGAUGGAGUGGAUCAGUUGCAAAGUCUUUGAGUGUGGAUACUGGAAGAGUGGAGAAGAAAGGCGGGUGGAGGUGGAGAUUCUGGAUAUGGAAGAAGGCAGUCAGCUAACUGAUGGGAUCAUCGAAGAUGAAGAUAACGAAGAGGAUGGUUACUCCCACAGGGAGAGUUUGUGUGGGGAGACAAGCAAGAGAUGGAGCCGACUUGUGCGCUGUGCCGUUUCCUUGUCAACUGUUGUUGAUGGGCUCACCUGGUUGGAGGGCACAUGUGAAUGGAGGGUUGAGGGUGUAUUGGAAGCAAAAGUGAUGCACUGGCUUGAGGAAGAUUGUCAUGAGCGCAAGGAAGAGGAGUGGAGAUGA